Molecule: messenger RNA, 1165 nt
Organism: Oppia nitens
Lineage: Eukaryota; Metazoa; Arthropoda; Arachnida; Sarcoptiformes; Oppiidae
Product: eukaryotic translation initiation factor 4E-like
Exons: 2
Coding region: 123-1076 (317 amino acids)
Biological process (GO): translational initiation
Cellular component (GO): eukaryotic translation initiation factor 4F complex; cytoplasm
Molecular function (GO): translation initiation factor activity; RNA 7-methylguanosine cap binding
Source: RefSeq, a predicted model, not a curated record
AUUUGUUUGAAUUAAUUGAUUGUAGUAUUGAUUCGAUUGUCAAAACUGUUGUCACUUAAGAUUGCAAUCACUUUGAAGACAACAACAACAACAACAACGACAACGACUUCACAAUCAUUACAAUGGAUUGUAUUCACAACAGCUAUGAACAAGUGAUGCAACACUUGGAGACCACCGUUAAGACGGCUCUCGAGUCACUCAACAUUGAGUCCAAUGAUGACAUCGAUCACAUCGACGAUACUAAAGACGAUCUCAACAUUGAUGCCGACGAACACAAGUGUGUAACCACUGCUGACAAUACCGAUGAAGAGCAUCGACACAAUGCCAUCAUUGACUCGCAAGAAAUGGGCGCUCAAUCGGCCAACCAAUUGGUUAGCGACCAGUUGCCAGAAGUGACCGAUCCUGUGGCCAAAGUGAUGAACAGUGAAAUAAGUAAAUCAUUGGCCACUCGUUUAGCUGAUAAAAGACAUCCGUUGCGAAAUCAUUGGCAAUUGUGGUUCUGGAGAGCAGAUCCCGGUGUCAAAGUUGUUUGGCGUCAAGCUUUGCAACGCGUCUGCAAACCAUUUCAUACUAUUGAAGACUUUUGGUGUUUAUAUCAUCACAUCAUUAGUGUCAAGCAAUUGACACCUCCCAGUGAUUACUGUGUGUUUAAAGAGGGAAUAGAGCCGAUGUGGGAGGACAGCCAUAACAUAAAUGGCGGCAAAUGGAGUAUGGAGUUUGUCAAAGCAUCCAAUCGACAGAUUGAUCCACAUUUGGAUGAUAUUUGGCUCGAAGUGUUGCUCUGUCUUAUAGGUGAAGGUUUUAAUGAAUUUAAUGAAGAGAUCUGCGGCGCUGUUGUCAACAUUCGGUCUAAAGAGGAUCGUAUAUCCGUGUGGACGGCUAACGCCAACAAAUCGGUGGCUAAUUUAAAAAUCGGUGAAAUACUUAAAGUGAGAACUGGUUUUGAAAAACAACUCAAAUAUGAAGCCCACUCUACCAGUCAGCGCAUUGCUCUUCAAAAGGAGAAAAUAUAUGACUCUAAACUAAACGCCAAUUUGAACCCGAAGUCCAAUGGCCGGCGCUCUUGUGUUUUCUAAUUGAGUCCACAUUUGAUUAACUGAUUCACACUUUAAUUAAUAAUUUCAAGUGUUGUUCACAUCUAAAAAUCUUAUUCUAAUUCUGCAAA